AAAAAAAAAAAAGGAAAUAGAGAAAAGGGCGAAAAAACAAGGGCAGUGCCAAAACCCUCCGUCUGCCAAUUCCAUUUCGGGGAAACGUGGUUCCAUCGGAUCGGAGAAAUAGAAACACAGCCAUCGAUGGCGUCAUCUUCGAGCAGUGGGCUAACAUUCAAGCUUCACCCACUGGUAAUUGUGAACAUAUCGGAUCACUACACUAGGGUCAAGUCUCAGUCUCAACCCCCUCACUCCGCCUCCUCCAACGGUGGUGACUCCGCCACUUCUCCACCGCCUCCUCCGCCCAGGGUCUUCGGUUGCGUCAUCGGCGUGCAAAGGGGUCGCACCGUCGAGAUCUUCAACAGCUUCGAGCUUCUCUACGAUCCCUCCAACCAUUCUCUCGACCGUGCCUUCCUCGAGAAGAAGCAAGAGCUAUAUAAGAAAGUUUUUCCUAAUUUCUAUAUACUGGGAUGGUAUUCGACGGGGAAUGAUGCACAGGAAUCAGAUAUGCUUAUCCACAAAGCUUUAAUGGAUAUUAAUGAAAGCCCUGUGUAUGUUCUCCUCAAUCCUUCGAUAAAUCAUGCACAGAAAGAUCUGCCAGUGUCUAUCUAUGAAAGUGAGUUGCACGUCAUAGAUGGCAUUCCACAGCUUAUCUUUGUGCGUUCCAGCUACACUAUAGAGACAGUUGAAGCUGAACGGAUCUCGGUUGACCAUGUUGCACAUCUUAAACCAUCCGAUGGAGGUUCUGCUGCAACUCAGCUGGCUGCUCAUCUUACGGGCAUACAUAGUGCCAUCAAGAUGCUGAAUAGCAGGAUUAGAGUGCUUCACCACUAUCUUCUUGCUAUGCAAAAGGGUGAAAUUCCUUGCGAGAAUUCAUUGCUAAGACAAGUGUCUAGUCUCUUGAGAAGAUUACCAGCCAUUGAAUCGGAAAAAUUUCAAGAUGAUUUUUUGAUGGAAUACAAUGACACGUUAUUGAUUUCUUACCUGGCCAUGUUAACCAACUGUUCAAGUACAAUGAAUGAGCUGGUUGACAAGUUCAAUACUGCCUACGAUAGGCAUAGUCGGAGGGGAGGACGAAGUGCUUUUAUCUAAAAGAGCUGAUUGAUCGCAAAUCCAAAUUCCGCACACUUCGAGACUUCUCUGUGGUGCAGCUCUUUUUGUGUGCAUAGCUAGUAGAAUUGUAGGAAUGAGAUUGUCAUGACUCGUUCAUGGCAAUAUAGGAAUCAAAGUAGUUUGUCUGUUUGUUCCUUUCUAGUUGGCAAUCCUCUUCCUAGUUUUUUGUCUUUUAAAUAAUGUUUACACAUUGGCAUGUUAAGGAUUGUGGUUGACAAAUUCCAGUUGCUGAAUGUAAUGCUUUAAGAGGCUCUGUUAAUGGUUUGCAGACAAGGAAUUAGAAAAAUCCAAAUCAAAACUGACUCAAAAUUAUUU
This is a messenger RNA of Ilex paraguariensis (yerba mate), 1410 nucleotides long. The record is from the annotation of a GenBank genome assembly. NCBI's taxonomy places the organism in Eukaryota, Viridiplantae, Streptophyta, Magnoliopsida, Aquifoliales, Aquifoliaceae.